AAACGACAAGAAAAAGAAGAACGAUUUUUUUUACAUACAAAAUUCAUUCCGGGUCACACGUUGCUUCCUGUGUCUGUCUGUCUCUCUGUUUCUGGUUUGAAAUAUCUAUAUUCUCGUUCAAUUUCCAUUUACAAUAACCCUAAUCGACGACGCACACAUCAAACCCUAGCUAGACCCAUAUGGCACUCAUCAACAAGUUUUGGACUUUCUCAUUCCUUCUCUUCCUCAUCGCUUCCCCUUUCCUUCAAGUUGCUAGGUGUCAGUCAGAUGAAGCUGUGGAGAAUGCUGGUGAAGUGAAUGAUAUCGGCAUUGUUGGUGAUGAAACUGAUGAUGCUCAAGACUUUGCUGACGGGAGCUUCCCUUCUGCCCCAGGCAUUAAUACCAUUGCUGUGUUCCCUAAGAAUAUUGCGAAAUUGGUAAAGGGCGGUGAAGAGGCAGAGCUGCUUGUCGGUCUGAAAAAUGAUGGGCAAUCCAGUUUGAAUGUUGUUGCAAUUAAAGCUAGUGUUCACCUUCCAUACGAUCAUCGUCUUCUUGUUCAAAACCUUACUGUUCAGGUUUUCAACAAUGGCUCGGUGCCAUCUUCAGUUCAGGCUACUUUCCCUUAUAUAUUUUCUGUCAGCAAGUUCUUGCAGCCUGGACCAUUUGAUCUUGUGGGCACCAUUGUAUACGAGAUAGACCAACAUCCAUACCAAAACACUUUCUAUAAUGGCACUAUUGAAGUUGUCGAGCCUGGUGUUUUAUUCAGUAUGGAAUCUGUUUUCCUUUUUACUCUUGGAAUUGCACUUCUUAUCCUACUUGGGCUAUGGAUUAAUGGUCAAAUACAGAACCUCUCUAAGAAAACAAAAAGAUCUUCCAAGGUUGAAGUUGGGACUAAGACUACAGAUGCCUCAAUGGACGAAUGGCUUCAGGGAACUGCAUAUACUCAGUCUACGUCGAGCAAAUCUAAGAAGAAGUAGACAUAUAAUUCAUCUCUAGUUCAGCCACACAAGACCCUUCCACGGAGUACAGAAUUCUGUAAUAGAAUAUGGAGAGAGAAUUAGCAAGAAGGUUAAAAAUUUAGGUCGUAAAGACCAGUCUUUGUGUUGUAUCUUAAAUGUAGCUUUGUUUUCCUUUGCACUGAGUUGAGCUUUAUCCAAGAAAAUACUAACAGGGAUCCGAGUUAGUAAUAUCAUACAACUUUGAACCGCAUAGUUUUGUCGGAUUAUGUUAAUUUUAUCUGGAUUUUGAUUAAAUUUGGAGUCCUGUCGCCA
Messenger RNA from Medicago truncatula (barrel medic), 1250 nucleotides. RefSeq names its product translocon-associated protein subunit alpha. The transcript is spliced from 8 exons. NCBI's taxonomy places the organism in Eukaryota, Viridiplantae, Streptophyta, Magnoliopsida, Fabales, Fabaceae. The record is from RefSeq and is a predicted model, not a curated record. The coding region runs from base 180 to 956 and encodes 258 amino acids. Gene Ontology annotation, cellular component: endoplasmic reticulum; endoplasmic reticulum membrane.